UCGGGGGCUCGGCUAGGUUGCGCUACCUCGCUAGCUCGCUCGCUCGCUCGCUCUCUCGGUUCGGCGCGCCUCUGCUGGCUUCCGCUGGGGUGUGCUGCAGUUGGGACUGGGAGCCGGCGCUGGAGCGGGGCCGGGCCGGGGCCGGGCCCGAGCCCGAGCCGGUGCAUGCCGCGUCCCUGUGUCUCCUGCCUGGCCGCCAGUCCGGCGGUCUCCGGCGGCCGCAUCAAGUUGGGGAGCAGGGGUGCAGUGCCGAGCGUCUGUGAGCCCCCGGGAGUCUACCUCCCAUCUCAAAGACUCCUACCAUGUUUAACUUGAUGAAAAAAGACAAGGACAAAGAUGGCAGUCGGAAGGAGAAGAAGGAAAAGAAGGAAAAGAAGGAGCGGAUGUCAGCAGCCGAGCUCCGGAGCCUGGAGGAGAUGAGCCUAAGACGUGGCUUCUUCAACUUGAACCGGUCCUCCAAGAGAGAGUCCAAGACCAGGCUGGAGAUCUCCAACCCCAUCCCCAUCAAGGUGGCCAGCAGCUCCGACCUGCACUUGACCGACAUCGAUUCUGACAGCAACCGGGGCAGUGUCAUCCUUGACUCGGGCCACCUCAGCACGGCCAGCUCCAGCGAUGACCUCAAGGGCGAGGAGAGUGGCCGACCCUCCGUGCUGCAGAGGGCCGCCAAGUUUGGGUCCUUGGCCAAGCAGAACUCCCAGAUGAUCGUCAAACGCUUCUCCUUCUCCCAGCGGAGCCGGGACGGGAGUGCCUCGGAGACCUCCACCCCCUCGGAGCACUCGGCCGCCCCUUCCCCUCAAGUGGAGGUCCGGACCCUGGAGGGUCAGCUGGCACGUCAGGCUGGCUCUAGCGUCUCGUGGCCGGGGUGUCGGACCCGAGGCCCUGAGCUGGUCAGCAAGCGGUUUGCCGCUGACCUGCGGCUGCCUGCCGUAGCCCCCCUGCUACCUCCCCCUCCCCGGGAGCUGGAGCUUCAGAGGCGUCCCACCGGGGACUUUGGCUUCUCCCUUCGGCGAACAACCAUGCUGGACCGGGCGCCCGAGGGGCAGGCCUACCGACGGGUGGUGCAUUUCGCUGAGCCCGGGGCAGGCACCAAAGACCUGGCCCUGGGGCUGGUGCCCGGCGACCGUCUGGUGGAGAUCAAUGGCCAGAACGUGGAGAACAAGUCCAGGGAUGAGAUCGUGGAAAUGAUCCGUCAAUCUGGGGACCACGUCCGGCUCAAGGUGCAGCCCAUCCCGGAGCUGAGCGAGCUGAGCCGCAGCUGGCUGAGGAGUGGCCUCGGGCAGCAGAGGGAGCCCACUGACGUUAAAGAUGAGGACAAGAUUAUUCCAAAGCCGAGCCCUCUUGGAAAAGAAGAGAGGGCUCUAGAGGGUGCCCCAAAGGACAAGGCCUGCCCACUCAGGAGCCCCCAGUCUCCCACCACCCCAGUGCCCGCGGAGCCCCGCCAGAGACCCAGUAGCCCUGCCGAUGUGUCGAAUGGCGUCCCCCCUGUGCCUUCCGUGAAUGGCCUGGGGACGGCCUCUCCAGGACCCCAAAUGGAGGAUCCGCAGGGCGCCUCCUGCCAUCGGGUGGCAAAGGCCGUGAGGAAGGUGGUGAGCAAGGUGCUGCCUGGGGAUGAGCCCGGAGGUGCCAGAGAACCGCCAGCCAAAGGUGCCAAGCUUCCUGACCCCCCUGCCCAUGGCAAGAAGGGGGGAAAGGCUCCUCGGGUUCCUGCUGCCCCCACUCCUCCUCCUCUCCCCUCCAAGCCUGAAGCUAAGAAGGAGCCAGCCGCCAAGGACGAGAUCUCCGUGGGCCUUCGGAGCCUGAUGUCCCGGGGCAGGGGCAAAGAGCACAAGCCUCGGAGCCGCCCGGCCUCCGAGAAGGCGGGGGAAAGGCCGCCGGGCCCGCCAGAGGGCCCAGCCGAGACGCCAGGCUCCCUGGCGCAGCCCGAGUCCGAGAAGAAGCCGAGCUCCCCGACUCCCCCGAAGGAGGAGCCAGACCGUGUCCAGGACGUUGUCCCCGGCUCAGACCACGCUCCAGCUGAGCUCGCCCAGGUGCCAGCCCCUGGCACGCAGCAGGAGGCAGGAGCCAUCGUGGAAGCCCAGCCGGUGCCCGGGGAGGAGGCUCAGGAGAGGCUCGAGAGGAUCUUCAUGACUUCUCUGGACCCUGAGGCCUUCUCUGCCGCCCAGAGCCAGGUAGGGUGCCCCUGCCCUCAGGAACCCUCUGCUUCCACUGACCGACCGAUGCCCCUGGUCUGCGCCUGGGCCGGUGUCUGUGCUCGGGCCUCAUGCUGGAGUGCCAAGACAGAGGAGCAGAUUGCUGCUGAGGAAGCUUGGCACGAGACAGAGAAGGUUUGGCUGCUCCAUCAAGAUGGCUUCACUCUUGCUAGCCAACUGAAGUCAGAGGAAUUAAGUUUGCCAGAGGGGAAGGUCCGAGUGAAACUGGAUCAUGAUGGGACCAUACUGGAUGUGGAUGAGGGUGACGUGGAGAAGGCCAAUGCCCCAUCCUGUGAACGACUGGAAGACCUGGCCUCUCUGGUAUACCUCAAUGAGUCUAGCGUCUUGCACACCCUCCGGCAACGCUAUGGGGCCAGCCUGCUGCACACAUUCGCCGGCCCCAGUUUGCUCAUCCUCAGCCCUAGAGGGGCCCCUGCUAUGUACUCUGAGAAGGUGAUACACAUGUUUAAGGGGUGUCGACGGGAGGAGAUGGCACCCCAUAUCUACACAGUGGCACAGACUGCAUACCGCAACAUGUUGAUGAAUCGCCAGGACCAGUCCAUCGUGUUGUUGGGCAGCAGUGGCAGUGGCAAGACUGCUAGCUGCCAACACCUGGUCCAGUACCUGGCCACCAUCGCAGGCACCGGCGGGAACAAGGUGUUCUCUGUGGAGAAGUGGCAAGCUCUGUACACCGUCCUAGAAGCCUUUGGUAAUAGCCCCACCAUUAUGAAUGGCAAUGCUACCCGCUUCUCUCAAAUUCUUUCACUGGACUUUGACCAAGCUGGCCAAGUGGCCUCAGCCUCUAUUCAGACUAUGCUGCUUGAGAAGCUCCGAGUUGCCCGGCGUCCAUCCAAUGAAGCCACCUUCAAUGUCUUCUACUACUUAUUGGCCUGUGGAGACAGCACCCUUAGGACAGAGCUACACUUCAAUCAUCUGGCAGAGAACAAUGUGUUUGGAAUUGUGCCCUUGUCCAAGCCUGAGGAGAAGCAGAAGGCGGCUCAGCAGUUCAGUAAGCUUCAAGCUGCCAUGAAGGUUCUGGGCAUUUCCCCUGAUGAGCAGAAGGCCUGUUGGUUCAUCUUGGCCGCCAUCUACCACCUGGGAGCUGCAGGUGCCACCAAAGCACCUCUUGAGGAACAAUCUGCCGGGCGCAAGCAGUUUGCCCGCCACGAGUGGGCCCAGAAAGCCGCCUAUCUGCUGGGCUGCAGCCUGGAGGAGCUCUCGUCCGCCAUCUUCAAACACCAGCCCAAGGGCAGCCUCCAGCGCUCCACCUCCUUCCGCCAGGGCCCCGAGGAGAGCAGCCCCGGAGAUGCGGCAGGCUCCAAGCUGAGCGCCCUCGAGUGUGUGGAAGGCAUGGCCGCAGGCCUCUAUUCCGAGCUCUUCACUCUCCUCGUCUCCUUGGUGAACAGGUCCCUCAAGUCCAGCCAGAAUUCCCUCUGCUCCAUGAUGAUCGUGGAUACUCCUGGCUUCCAGAAUCCAGACCUGGGAGGCUCAACUCGAGGGGCCUCCUUUGAAGAACUGUGCCACAAUUACACCCAGGACCGGCUCCAGGCCCUCUUCCAUGAAAGAACCUUUGUGCAGGAGCUGGAGAGAUACAAAGAGGAAAAUGUUGAAUUGGCAUUCGAUGACCUGGAACCUGGUGCAGUGGACUCUGUAGAUGCUGUGGACCAAGCCUCCCAACAAGCCCUGGUGCGUUCCCUGGCCCGGCCAGAUGAGGCUCGGGGACUGCUGUGGCUGUUGGAGGAGGAGGCUAUGGUGCCAGGUGGCACUGAUGAGGCCCUGCUUGAGCGGCUUUUUUCAUACUAUGGCCCCCAGGAUGGCGACAAGAAAGGACAGAGCCCCCUUCUUCGAAGCAGCAAACCCCACCACUUCCUCCUGGGCCACAGCCACAACACCAACUGGGUGGAGUACAAUGUGGAAGGCUGGCGGAACUAUGCCAAGCAGAACCCUGCCAUGCAGAAUGCCCCACGGCUCCUGCAGGACUCUCAAAAGAAGAUCAUCAGUAACCUGUUUGUGGGCCGGGCUGGCAGUGCCAUGGUGCUAUCGGGUUCCAUCGCAGGACUGGAAGGGGGUUCCCAGCUGGCACUUCGAAGGGCCACCAGCAUGCGAAAGACAUUUGCCACUGGAGUGGCAGCUGUCAAAAAGAAGUCUCUCUGUAUCCAGAUCAAGCUCCAGGUGGACGCACUCAUUGACACGAUCAGGAAAUCCAAACUGCAUUUUGUUCACUGUUUCCUGCCUGUGGCGGAGGGCUGGGCAGGUGAACCCCGCUCGGCCUCUUCCCGCCGGGUAAGCAGCAGCAGUGAGCUGGACCUGCCUCCCGGGGAGCACUGUGAGACCGGCCUCCUGCCACUGGAUAUUCCCCUGCUCCGGGCCCAGAUUCGUGGCUCUCGUCUUCUGGAUGCCCUUCGCAUGUAUCGACAAGGUUAUCCUGACCACAUGGUGUUCUCAGAGUUUCGGCGACGUUUUGAUGUCUUGGCACCCCAUCUUACCAAGAAGCAUGGGCGCAACUACAUUGUUGUGGAUGAGAAAAGAGCUGUGGAGGAACUGCUCGAGUCCUUGGACCUAGAGAAAAGCAGCUGCUACAUGGGCCUGAGUCGGGUGUUUUUCCGGGCAGGCACCUUGGCCCGACUGGAGGAGCAGAGGGACGAGCAGACCAGCAAGAACUUGACCCUAUUCCAGGCGGCUUGCCGGGGCUACUUGGCCCGCCAGCACUUCCAGAAAAGAAAGGUCCAGGACCUGGCCAUUCGCUGCGUCCAGAAGAACAUCAAGAAGAACCAGGGGGUGAAGGAUUGGCCGUGGUGGAGGCUCUUCACGGCUGUCCGGCCUCUCGUCGAGGUGCAGCUCUCCGAGGAGCAGCUUCGAGGCAAGGACGAGGAAAUCCAGCAGCUUCGGGGCAAGCUCGAGAAGGUGGAAAAGGAACGCAACGAGCUUCGGCUCAAUAGCGACCGGCUCGAGACUCGAAUCUCCGAGCUGACAUCAGAGCUGGCAGAUGAGCGAAACACUGGAGAAUCGGCUUCCCAGCUCCUGGAUGCUGAGGCAGCGGAGAGGCUCCGGGCGGAGAAGGAGAUGAAGGAGCUGCAGAUUCAAUAUGAUGCACUGAAGAAGCAAACGGAGGCCAUGGAGAUUGAGGUCAUGGAAGCCAGGCUUAUCCGGGCGACUGAGCUCAAUGGCGAGAUGGACGAUGACGACUCAGGUGGCGAGUGGCGCCUCAAGUACGAGCGGGCCGUUCGAGAAGUCGACUUCACCAAGAAACGGCUGCAGCAAGAGUUUGAGGACAAGUUGGAAGCGGAACAGCAGAGUAAGAGGCAACUAGAGAGGAAGCUGGUAGACCUGCAGGCGGACAGUGACGAGAGCCAGCGGACCCACCAGCAACUCAAGAAGAAAUGCCAGCGGCUCACAGCAGAGCUUCAGGACACCCGGCUGCACCUGGAGGGCCAGCAGGUCCGCAACCACGAGCUGGAGAAGAAGCAGAGGAGGUUUGAUAGUGAGCUCUCCCAGGCCCACGAGGAGACCCAACGGGAGAAGUUACAGAGAGAGAAGCUACAUCGAGAAAAAGAUGCCCUCCUGGCUGAAGUUUUCAGCCUGAAGCAGCAGAUGGAGGAAAAGGACAUGGACAUUGCUGGCUUCACCCAGAAGGUGGUCUCUCUGGAGGCAGAACUCCAGGACAUCUCUUCUCAGGAGUCUAAGGAUGAAGCCUCUCUGGCCAAGAUCAAGAAGCAGCUCCGGGACCUGGAAGCCAAGACCAAAGACCAGGAAGAGGAGCUGGAUGAACAGGCGGGGACCAUCCAGAUGCUGGAGCAGGCCAAGCUCCGCCUCGAGAUGGAGAUGGAGCGGAUAAGACAGACCCACUCAAAGGAGAUAGAAGGCCGAGAUGAGGAAGUAGAAGAAGCCCGCCAGUCAUGCCAGAAGAAGUUGAAGCAGAUGGAAUCCCAGCUAGAAGAGGAGUAUGAAGACAAGCAGAAGGUGCUACGGGAGAAGAGGGAUCUGGAGAGCAGACUCAACGCCUUGAGUGACCAGGUGAGUCAGCGGGACUUGGAGUCCGAGAAACGCCUGCGGAAGGACCUGAAACGGACCAAGGCCCUGCUGGCGGAUGCCCAGAUCAUGCUGGACCACCUGAAGAACAGCGCCCCCAGCAAGAGGGAAAUCGCCCAGCUCAAGAAUCAGCUGGAGGAGUCUGAGUUCACCUGUGCAGCUGCAGUGAAGGCCAGGAAGGCAAUGGAGGUGGAGAUUGAGGACCUUCACCUGCAGAUUGAUGACAUCUCCAAAGCCAAGACGGGGCUAGAGGAGCAGGUGAGCCGCCUUCAGCGAGAGAAGAACGAGGUCCAGAGCCGGCUGGAGGAGGACCAGGAGGACAUGAACGAGCUCAUGAAGAAGCAUAAGGCCGCGGUGGCGCAGGCUUCCCGGGACAUGGCCCAAAUGAAUGAUCUCCAAAUUCAGCUAGAAGAGGCCAACAAGGAGAAGCAGGAGCUUCAGGAGAAGAUGCAAGCUCUCCAGAGCCAGGUGGAGUUUCUGGAGCAAUCUAUGGUGGACAAGUCGCUGGUGAGUCGACAAGAAGCCAAGAUUCGGGAGCUGGAGACUCGCCUGGAGUUCGAGAGGACCCAAGUGAAGCGCUUGGAGAACCUGGCGAGCCGGCUGAAAGAAAACAUGGAGAAGCUGACAGAGGAGCGCGAUCAGCGCAGUGCGGCGGAGAACAGGGAAAAAGAACAAAACAAGCGUCUCCAGCGGCAGCUCCGAGACACCAAGGAAGAGAUGGGAGAGCUGGCCAAAAAGGAGGCCGAGGCCAGCCGGAAGAAGCACGAGCUGGAGAUGGACCUGGAGAGCCUGGAAGCAGCCAACCAGAGCCUGCAGGCAGACCUGAAGCUGGCCUUCAAGCGCAUUGGAGAUCUGCAAGCCGCCAUUGAGGACGAAAUGGAAAGUGACGACAAUGAGGACCUCAUCAACAGUUUGCAGGACAUGGUGACAAAGUAUCAGAAAAGAAAGAAUAAGCUCGAGGGCGACUCUGAUGUGGAUUCCGAGUUGGAAGACCGGGUGGAUGGUGUCAAGUCUUGGUUGUCCAAAAACAAGGGGCCUUCCAAGGCUGCGUCAGAUGAUGGAAGCCUCAAGAGCUCCAGCCCUUCCAGCUACCAGAAGUCCCUUGCCCUUGACCAAUCAGACGACGAGCAUGCCCCCCUGGACCACUUCACCCGAUCCCGAUACUCUCACAGCUACCUGAGCGACAGCGACACAGAGGCCAAGCUGGGGGACUCCAGCGCAUAGCCCGUGCAUGCGUGGCAUUUGGUCCGAUGCCCCUCUCCCGCCGUGGCUUGCGGCAGUCAGAUGCCUCUCCCGAAGGACGAUGGGGCCCGCGUCUCCCUGCCCUCCAUACCGGCACCCUCGGUCUGCUUGGGAAAGGCCCCUUUCUGGGGGGGACUCCUUCCCCCGCCACGGCAAGAGGGCAGGAGGAGAAGAACGUCCAGAGAGAAAACUUAGCAUCCUUGCCUGCCCCCUUCAGAAUGCAACCAACAGCUUGGCUCCGACGGUCCCCCUGGACCGAGCGAAGCACCCUCAGCCCUCUUCCGUGGGGAGCUGUGUUGGGACAGACUUCUCCACGGGGACGUUCUUCAGUUGCUUUGUCCCCCGGAGGGAGCAGCCCCGGAUCCUUCCCUCUGGGGGGGGAGGGCUUUCUCUUCUCAGUGCCUGCUGUCUUUUUUAUUUUGUAAUUUAAAUACCAGACCUUUCCCCUAUCAAGAUGAGUCCCCAGGAAGGAGGAAGGGAGGAGGAGGCUCCUGGGAUGGAGGGGGGAGAUGGGAUCGUAUCUUCAUCUUCACGCUUCAGUCGGGCCAGAGACAAAAGCCCUUGGCUCGUCCCACUGAAGAGGAGGGAGGGCCCUCUGGCUUUGGGAGCCAGGUUCUGAGAGAGGGCAUAGGAUGGGCUGCAGCGGGUUCUGUGGGCAGCCUGGCCAUGCUAGGGCAGGACACUGGGCACUAAGUGCAGUGACCUCAUCCCAGGGAAAUCCGAGUCGAACCACGGCUUCUCUUAUUCCUUGGGCCCAGCAGACUGCCUCAAGAAUGCAACCCCUGAGGAGGGGAGGCCUUACGUUGGGUGCUUAGGAUCAGAAACACCGAAGACUGGGUUUUUCUUAGGGUGCUGUGGAUGGGUGGGCGCUUGACUCCUUCCUCAAGCCCUGAUCCUACAUUCUGAGGCUUUUUGUGUGUGCCUCCUCUCUCUUUCUCCCCCCUCCCUCUCUCCUCUCUUCUCUGACUCUCCUCUGUCUCUGUCUCUUUGUCUCUGUCUGUCUGUGUCUCUCUCAAAAGAACACCCCCCCUUCCUUCACUAUGCUGACCACACAUCAUCUCCAGGGCUGAGCCCCCACUGGUUAGCCUUUCAAUUGAAAGAAAAAAAAAAAACCAGCCACGAGGGCCAAAGAGCAAUGCCUGGUGGUACCGCCUGGCCUCCUUCUGCCGGCUCCCUUUCUCUUCUCUCUCGGUUUGCACUUGGACUGUGCGUCUCAUUGCCCUGGUUACUUUCCGUAUGGAAAUAAAUCUUUUCCUCCUGA
Monodelphis domestica (gray short-tailed opossum) is the source of this 8721-nucleotide messenger RNA. The record is from RefSeq and is a predicted model, not a curated record. Lineage: Eukaryota; Metazoa; Chordata; Mammalia; Didelphimorphia; Didelphidae.